GAUAAAGUCCGUAGCCAAGCAGACGACGCCAUUGAUGUCAACAAGAGAAGGCGUCUGUGUGAAUAGUGAUGAAGGCAACAUUUCCCUCGUGCCCUUAGCUCCCUCACACGUGCCGCGCCUCACUCUGCCGCACACACGCCCCGCCAGCAUGCACUCACGCUGAAUGAUGCCGGCGUGACCCUGCAACACUGAAACAAGAGUAGCUACAAUGGCGGGCAGCUCUGUGGUGGUGGCUGCGGUGGUGGUGGUGAUGAUGGCGAUGGUGAUGGUGGUGGUGGCUGUUGAUGGUGAUGAUGAGGUGAACUUGAUCUCAACGCGUACCAACAUGUCUGCAGAGAAGUGUGCCAGCCUGCGCAUCCCCCAAGGCCAGGUGUCGCCCCAUAAACGGUCGUACCUGGUGGGGGAGGUGGUGACGGUGAGGUGUGCCCGGGGGUUCAUGGCGCGCUGGAAGAUGGUGUGUGGGCCCAAGGGAGUGUGGCACAACCCUGACGGAUUCCCCAGGAUGCCGCGCUGUCGCUAUGUGGAGUGUGGGCCGCCCGACACCAUCAGCCAGGGGAAGGUGGAGGUGCUGUACCUUGGGGCGGGGCGAGUCAAUACGAGGGUCGGGGUGGCAGGGAAGGGUGGGGAGGCGUGGUACCCGGAGAACAGCGUGGCGGAGUACUCGUGUGAGGCGGGGUACAGACUGUUGACCUCCCGCACCGCACACACCACCCGUCUGCCACACCACCUCACCUGCCGCCGGGGGGAGUGGCAAGGAGAGCUGCCCCAGUGUGUGAGCCAGGGGUGCCGCGCCAGGGACCCGGUGAUGAACGGCUACUACUUUGAGAUCACAGGCUCUUGGGACGGCCAGGAGUACCCAGCCAGCGCCCGGGUCCAGUUUGUCUGUCACACCGGCUACAUCCUGAGUGGGCCAGACCAGUUCACCUGCGAGAAGGGAGGCGUUUGGCUGCCACGGAAGGAGGUGCCCCACUGUGAACCACUCCAGGAACUGAUAGGUGCUGAGCUGUGCCCAGUGCCGCCCGAGGUAGCCAACACAGAGCAGAAGUUGGUGCGUGGGCUGGUGACGACAAAGGGGGCCAUAGAGGGCACCGAGGUGUCUUACAGGUGUCGGCCACACUACAGGAACACUCUGGCCCCUUGUGUCACUCAUAUACUGACUUGCAAGGCCGGACUCUGGGAAGGAACGUCACCCAAGUGUGAGGAGUUCUACAGCUGCAUGCCGCCCCCAAACAUCCGCCACGGCACCCUCUCGGACAGUGCCUCCUCCUUCCCGGUGCAGGCACAGGUGUACUAUCAGUGUGAGUCGGGGUACAAGUUAAUGGGUCCCUCUGUGGUCACCUGCCAGGAGGACACAGGCUGCUGGACUCCUCGCCUUCUGCCUGUGUGUCGACGCCUUCACCAAUACAGAGAUGAGCCGCUGAGGGGAGACACUUCUAUCCUGGACAUCCACACCAUCCUUGUCGCCACCACCGGGAGUGUCAUCGGCAUCCUGCUCAUUGUGCUGGCCCUCAUCCUGUACCAGCGUGCCGUCAGCCCCAAACUGGUGCGUCUACGGAACAGUGGCAGUGGUGGGGUGGUGGACUCCCCACCCACCCACCCCCGGCCAGCCAGUGCCCCGCCCCCACACCCAGACCAUGACCCUGACAGAGUGGCCCUCAUUGCCUUCCCUGAUGAGCAAGGAGUUCCCCCCACAUAUGAGGAAGCCGUGCGCCACCGCCCUGCCAUCUUUGAGCCUCCCGGAGGUGCAGGAGGGGCUGGCAGGUACACCCCCCACGCCCCACGCAGCCGUGCACACAGGGUAGGGGUGCCAGGGGUGGUGGGGGUGGCAGUUGGGGGCAGGAGGAGCAGGCACCGCGACAACCCUGAUAAUAUUUCAUACCAGUCCAUUGGCUCAGCUCGGCAGUCCUCAAGCACGUCCCGAUCUAUAAGUAUGCGCAGCUGGUCGGCGUGUGACAGCUUGGGGUCAACGGACACGGUGGCGGCAGCGAGCGACUCGACCAACGUGACGGUGGACACACAGAGCUCCGGGGGCGCCAGUACCGGCUCCCAGGCCCCCUCCUGCCGGGCCCUCGCUGGCUCCCUGGCUUCCUUUGACACCUCCUCCCUCGUGAACAAUGAAGGUGAACCACUACUGGAGGAGGCGGAGGCAUACGAGGGAGGGAUGGAGGAGCAUCCCACACACCACCACCACCACCCACACCCACACCACGGCCACCACCACCACCACCACCACCACCGCGGCGAGGAAGACCACUUGUCCCUUAGAGAUUCUGACUCUCUCAAGGAACACACUGCCUGCCCUGCCCCCACCCCACCCCAUCCCCGCCCCACCGCCACCCACCCCUCUCAGGAGCAAGGUUAGGGGAAGAGAGAGUGAGAGAGUGAGUGAGAGUGAGAGGAAAAAGUGUGAGUGAGUGAUUAAUUAAAGAGAGAUAGAGUGAGAGGAAAGAGAGAGUGAGGAAGUGAGUGGUUGAUUAAAGAGAAAGUUAUAUUAAAAAGUAACUGAGAGUCAAGAGAGUGAGAGAGUGAGUGAUCAAUUAAAGAGAGAGAGAGUGAGUGAGUGAGUGAGUGGUUAGUUAAAGAGAAAGUAAGAGUAAAGAGAGAGUUAGUGAGUGAUUAAAGAUAGAGCGAGAGAGUGAGAGAGAGAGUGCCAUUAAAAAACAAGAGAGAUUACAAAUGAGAUUAACGUAAGCCACCUUGUGAAUUAAUUUGAUAGUAAUAACCGUAACACUUAAUAUUCAUAGUAAUCAUUAUAACAAAUAUCACUUAAUAUUAAACCCCACUACACUUAAUACCAAGCCAAACGAUGGAUACUUUAUUACUUUUAUUUUCUCUCUGACCCGCAAAGAGGCUAUUAGCUUUAGAAUACUCAGAUAUCGCUAUUUAAUCACUGCUGUUUGUAUUAUAUAGCAAACGCACAGGGCAUUAUCUCUAUUAUCCAAAAGGUACACUGCAGUUAUCAAGGGUGGUCUGUGAGGAAAGUCAGGUAGAAGUUGUAGGUUGUGUCAAAGUGAGAAGAAUAAGUAAUUUGUGAGGGAUUUAAAUUUGGAGGUUUUCAGAGAGGAGGAGGUGGCGGAAGGAGGAGGAAUAGGGUGAAAAGAACAGGAGAAAGAUUGUAAAGAGAGAGAGAGAGAGGAAAAGAAAGAAGCAAAGUGAGAGAAUAGAGUCAAUUGUGAGAGAUAAAUUUGGUGGUUAUUAGAGAUGAGGAGGAGGAGGAGGAGGUGGAAGAGGAGAAAGAGGGUAAAAAUGAGCUGGAGAAAGAUUGUAAAGAGAGAGAGAGAGAGAGAGGAAAAGAAGGAAGCAAAUUGAGAGAAUUGUUAGUUCUUGUGCAGUAUAAAUUUGAUGGUUCUUAAAGAGGAGAAGGAGGAGGAGCGGGAAUAGGAUAAAAAUGAGCUGGAGAAAGAUUAUAAAGAGAGAGAGAGGAAAAGAAGGAAGCAAAAUGAAGAAAUAGAAUCAAUUGUUUUCAAUGCUAUGAUUUAUAAAUUGUGAGAUUUAAUUUUGAGGAAUCUAAGAAGAAGAGGAAGAGGAGGAGGAGAAGGGUAAGAAGAGCUGGUGAAGAUUAUAAAAGGAAAAGGAGGCAAAGUGAGAGAGUAGAAUAAAAUGUUUUCAGUGUUACAAUUUAAAAGUUUGAAGAUGUUUAAAUUUGAAGGAUCUUAGUGGGAGGAGGAAAAAGUCAUGCAAAGAGAGAAAAUGUAGUCAGAUGUUUUCAAUGCCACAAUUCAGAAGUUAUGAUAGAUAGAUAGAAGAACAUUUGAAUAUAUCCCUCUUUGAUAUACAAGUUUUAAUCCCAAUCUAUAAAUCUCUCACAAAACAAAGACAUCAAUAGAGGAGGUGGUGACGAGAAACACAGGUGCAGGGAGAUGAGUUUAUUCCCGACUAGUUUCGCUGUAUGGUUCUUCAGAGGAAUUGAGGUUAGUCGAGGAUAAAACACUCACCUCCCUACACCUGUGUUUCUCCUCACCACCUCCUCCUCCAAUCCAGAUAGUGUUGUGGUGAUCCAGAUGUUCUCGUGUUAUGAAAAAUUACCAUCAUAUAUGUUUUCUUUAUAUGCUGCAACUUGUGUGAAUGUCUUGACAAAAACAUCAAGAUUAUAACCAAUUCACCUUACAGUAAUCCCUCUUGAACUUACUUAUUUCCACCACUAACUUCCCUCACUAAACGCCCUGCCAAAUAUUAAUCUAUGCCGCCGUGGUACAGUGGAACCAUGCGUGCUUUGGGGUCCGAGGGGUCUCCAAGCGCAGGGGUUCGAAUCCUGUCCACGGUCCGAGUGUAGGUUGGGCUUCCUCACUUGGGGUAACGGUUUCCUAGCGGGUGUGCUUUGAGAUAGGAGGCACCCCAAAAUGUAUCCCCUUGAGCCCAGAAAUUCCCGUAAAAAACCACACAUGGUAUAAAUAGAUAAGAUAAUAAUAGAGAGACAUUAUUAUAGAUUGCUUUUCCUCUAACAUGACUUUCCUCACUGAACACCCACCAAAUAUUAAUCAAUGCUUCAGAGAGGGACAUUUUUAUUGAUCUUUUUUUUCUAUAACAUGACUGGCUGGCUUUGUAGCUUUGGGUCAGAUAUACAUUGUUUAUUACUUUUUAGGCUGUAACUGAAAGAAAAUGAGGGUUAUGCUUGUGCUGUUUGUGGUGUAUUGAGAGCUAGGUGAUGAGUAAGUAGUAGUAGUAGUUGUUAUAGUAGUAGUAGUAGUAGUAGUAGUAGUAGUAGUAGUAGUAGUAGAGGGAAUUGGAAUCUGUUUGAGUAUAUUUUAUCUGUGUGUGUGUGUGAAUAACAUUUGUAUUAUGAGAGAGAGAGAGAGAGAGAUAUAGUUUACUUAUUGCUACAUUUUCUUUAUGAAGCAUCACGCCAGCACACACUCAAGUAAAUAGGAGCUUUAAAGAGAGAGAGAGAGAGAGAGAGAGAGAAUGAGAGAGAGAGAGGAUAGAGUAAGGACUAAAAUUAAGCGAUGAAAGGCGAACAAAAUAAAUGUUUGAUAAUUUAAGAAUGGUAAAAAUAUAUUCGUAAGAGUGUUUGUAUGAGAGAGAGAGAGAGAGAGAGAGAGAGAGAUAUAGAGAUACAAUUACAAAAACAAGAGAAUUAACCUGUAUUAACUAAGACUGUAUUUUUAAGGUAUUGUAAUAUUAAUCGAUCAAAGAAAUUAUAUAUAUAGUUGUAAAUUCUCCACUCGACACCCCAAAGGUUAGACUAGAUGGAUAUGUGUCUGUGUGUCUGUAUGUCUUAUCAAUACAUACCUAUAUAUAUAUCAGUUUGUUACAUGU
This is a messenger RNA of Portunus trituberculatus (swimming crab), 5256 nucleotides long. RefSeq names its product sushi domain-containing protein 4-like. The record is from RefSeq and is a predicted model, not a curated record. Lineage: Eukaryota; Metazoa; Arthropoda; Malacostraca; Decapoda; Portunidae.